AUGCCGAUCAAGCAAGACACGAUUGAAGUGGCCGCACUCUACGAUUCUACAAGCGGCCUCAAGCCUGUCCCCUUUUCUAGCAUGGCAGAUACGUUAGACCAAGGCCUUCUGGCUGGUUUGAAUGGAAUGGGAUUCGAGUUUAUGACUCCGGUCCAGCAAAAAGUGCUUAUGGAGCUCCCAUCUCUAUCUACUGAUUGCCUUGUUCAAGCCAAAACAGGUACGGGAAAAACGGCAGCUUUCCUCCUUCCCGCGAUCCAAAACCUCCUUUCGGGAUACCAGCCCCCCAAGGGAAAGGUCGGCAUCCUCGUCAUCUGCCCGGUUCGGGAGCUUGCCUUGCAAAUCGCGAAAGAAUGCGAAGGCAUUGUGGCUUACCUUCCCAGAAAGAUAGAGUGCCAUACUGCCUUCGGGGGAACGGCGCGCGCCUCGAGUUUGUCGAAAUUCCUGAACGGGAAUCCAACCAUCCUUAUCGCUACCCCUGGUCGUCUCGAUGAUAUCCUGGGUGAGGAAGCAGUUCGAGAAAAGUUCACCCAUAUCCGGACUCUUGUUUUGGAUGAAGCGGACCGCAUGCUCGACGCUGGCUUCGCACCAGCAAUCCAUAAGAUUCUAAGGCGACUUCCCCCCAAGAGCGAUGGGUGGCAAGGCAUGUGUUUCUCCGCCACACUGCCUGAGAGCGUUAAUGACGUCGUCAAGUGUGUGCUCUUCCCUGGAUAUGUGUCUCUCUCUACCAUAGACCCCAAGGAGGCACCUACGGUUGAGCGUGUCCCGCAGUUUUGCGUUACAGUCCCUUCCGUGACGCAGACUUUCGCUGCACUCCUUGCCCUCAUCGACGCAGAAUACGAGCAGGAUCCCCAGGACUUCAAAGCCAUCGUUUUCGGCACGACCGCGAACGGUGUCGGCUUGUUGUACGACAUGUUCAAACAGGCUUUACCACAAUUCAAGAUCUUCCAGCUGCACAGCCGCAUGAAUCAGAACUCGCGAACAAGGACCACGGAUGCCUUCAAGGCAGCCUCGACUGGGAUACUGUUCGCCUCCGAUGUCGUCGGCCGCGGUAUGGAUUUCCCAAAUGUCGGACUGGUCAUUCAGCUUGGUCUUCCCUCAAACUCGGAGCAGUACAUUCACCGUGUGGGCCGAACCGCACGAGCCGGCCGAGACGGUCGAGCAGUCAUGAUUCUCUUCUCGAAUGAAGGCUUCUUUCCGAAGACGAACCCGAGCCUACCAAUACAGCCGUACCCUGUCGAUAUUGUCUCCAAGAUGCCGAGCUACCAACCCACGGUCGACAAAGCCUUCUCUCAUGUUGACGAAGAAGCGAAGGCGAAAGCAUAUCAGGCCUACCUCGGAUACAACAAGACCUUCAUGAAGAAACUGAGACUGAGUUCGGCGGAACUAGUGCGUAUUGCGAACGAGUACGCCAUCGCAAUGGGAUGUCCGGAGCCGCCACUAAUCGAAAAGAGAAUCGUUGGGAAGAUGGGGCUGAAAGGUGUUCCAGGCCUGAGGAUUGGCUCGAGGAAGGGCAACGGGGACUGA
Molecule: messenger RNA, 1524 nt
Organism: Trematosphaeria pertusa
Lineage: Eukaryota; Fungi; Ascomycota; Dothideomycetes; Pleosporales; Trematosphaeriaceae
Product: DEAD-domain-containing protein
Exons: 2
Coding region: 1-1524 (507 amino acids)
Cellular component (GO): mitochondrion
Molecular function (GO): ATP binding; nucleic acid binding
Source: RefSeq, a predicted model, not a curated record